UAGGUUUAAAUAUAUAUACAAAAUUAAUUAUUUUUUCAGAGAUCUAAAGUCCUAACUUUACUAAUUUUGUACUUGGGUCGGCGUCAUGCGUUGUGUGUAUGAGUAUAGUAAAUUUAAGAAUAUGGAAUUCAAUUGCUAUUAGGCUAAAUUACAAACUAUAUAUUUCUUUAGGUUUUUUACUUCUUCUUCUUGGAUAAUUUAAGUAAUACCUUAUUUACAUCAUUAACUUUUAAAAAAUUUGAAAUAUUAUGUAACCUAACCUUUUUUAUUUCUCUCUCUCUUUAGACACAAUUUUCUCUCCCGGUUGAUUAAAAAGAACUAAAAUAUUUGAUAGACAUUCAUUUAGUUAUUAUACAUUUUGAGAGAAAAACAAAUAAAGAUAAAGAUUGUGAUAUAUUAGUAGAAAGAAAGAUAGAAAAAAAAAUGAAUAGUGAUUCCUCUAAAAAGAAAGUGUAUAUAUUAUAUAACGUGUCGGAAUUUUGUGUCUCUUGAUUUAUUUAUAAGCUCGUGGAUAGCGUGGUGCGCAUAUCUAAUCGAAAUAAUAUAAAAGUAUCCCAUGCAAAACGCGACUUGCAAAGACUAUAUAAUCAAUCACUUGAUUCAUUUUUAUAUAAACAAAAAAAACUUCAUCAAAUUGUUCACCAAACUCAGCAUGGGUAACGAGAACAACGAUCUUCACAUAAUCUUGUUUCCCUUUUUAGCCAACGGCCACAUCAUACCAUGCAUAGACCUUGCAAGACUCUUCUUUUCAAGAGGACUCAAAGUCACCAUCAUCACAACCCAUCUCAACGUACCCCUCAUUUCAAGAACCAUUGGGAAAUCCAAAAUCAACAUCAAAACCAUUCAAUUUCCUUCACCUCAACACACUGGUUUACCUGAAGGUUGCGAAAAUUCUGAGUCAGCAUUAGCUCCAGACAAGUUCAUCAAAUUCAUGAAAGCCACAAUACUUCUAAGGGAACCACUUGAACAUGUUUUACAACAAGAACAACCCAAUUGUUUAGUUUCCGACAUGUUCUUUCCUUGGUCUACUGAUUCUGCAGCAAAAUUCAACAUUCCUAGAAUCGUUUUUCAUGGUUUGGGUUUUUUCCCUCUCUGUGUUUUGGCUUGUAUAAGACAGUACAAGCCUCAAGAAAAAGUUUCAUCUUACACAGAACCUUUUCUGGUUCCUAAUCUUCCAGGUGAAAUAACAUUGACGAAGAUGCAGUUACCGCAAGUUCCUCAGCAUGAUAAAGUUUUCGCUCAGUUGUUAGAAGAGUCUAAUGAAUCAGAGUUGAAAAGCUAUGGUGUUAUUGCAAACAGUUUCUAUGAACUUGAACCUGUUUAUGCUGAUCAUUAUAGAAACGAGCUUGGAAGAAAAGCUUGGCAUUUGGGACCAGUUUCUUUAUGUAACAGAGAAACUGAAGAAAAAGCAUGCAGAGGAAGAGAAUCAUCGAUCGACGAACACGAGUGUUUAAAAUGGCUUCAAUCUAAGCAACCCAAUUCAGUUGUUUAUGUUUGUUUCGGUAGCAUGACAGUUUUCGGGGACGCUCAGCUUAAGGAAAUUGCAAUGGGUCUUGAAGCUUCUGAGGUUCCAUUCAUAUGGGUUGUGAAGAAAGGAGCGAAAAGCGAAGGCGAAAAAUCGGAGUGGUUACCAGAAGGGUUUGAGGAAAGAAUAAAAGGUAAAGGUUUAAUCAUAAGAGGUUGGGCACCACAAGUGAUGAUUUUGGAUCAUGAAUGUGUUGGUGGGUUUGUGACACAUUGUGGUUGGAAUUCAACAUUGGAAGGUGUUUGUGGAGGGUGUUCAAUGGUGACUUGGCCUAUGUAUGGAGAACAAUUUUACAAUGCAAAGUUUUUGAGUGAUGUGGUUAAGAUUGGUGUUGGUGUUGGAGUGCAAACGUGGAUUGGAAUGGGUGGUGGUGAGGUUGUUAAGAAAGAUGUUAUAGAGAAGGCUGUGAAAAGGAUUAUGGUUGGUGAUGAAGCAGAGGAAAUGAGAAACAGAGCAAAGGAAUUUGGGAACAUGGCAAAACGAGCUGUGGAAGUUGGUGGAUCGUCUUAUAAUGAUUUUAACUCUUUGAUUCAAGAUUUAAGGUCACGUGCACACUAAUAUAAAUAUGUUUCUAUGUACUGAUUUAGUAUGUUUUGUUCAUCGUGGUUUUCUUUGACCGGGUCACACAUAUCCUCAAUGAAUUUUGAAUAAACAUGGAGACUAGUUUCACAUAUUUACGAAUCAUUUUAAUAGGUAUCAUUGUUCAUCAUGGUUUUCGUUUAGACAUCUCAUUGUAGUCUUAAAA
This is a messenger RNA of Cicer arietinum (chickpea), 2270 nucleotides long. The record is from RefSeq and is a predicted model, not a curated record. NCBI's taxonomy places the organism in Eukaryota, Viridiplantae, Streptophyta, Magnoliopsida, Fabales, Fabaceae.